Molecule: messenger RNA, 1407 nt
Organism: Paraphaeosphaeria sporulosa
Lineage: Eukaryota; Fungi; Ascomycota; Dothideomycetes; Pleosporales; Didymosphaeriaceae
Exons: 7
Source: RefSeq, a predicted model, not a curated record
UGCUGCCAAAACGAUCUUCCUCGAAGGUUCGGAGGCUAGUCGCAUGCUAGCCAAUGAAGCGACGUGCGUUGGAGCCGUCGUUGAACUGUCCAUGCGGCUGAGCUUUGUAGUCCCUGGGUCGGUUGUCGGCCGCGCGAUCGUUCACACAGGGGCGCAUACAUGUGCAGGUUUCGGAGCCUUAUAAUCCACCGUACUCCACUGCGUUGUUGGAGUGUGGGGAAACCGAAUUUAUUCUACCAUCGACGACGACAAUAACAGCCUUGUUCACUUCUGGGGACAGUCGACAUCGACAUGUCCUCCAACAACCCCCGUGGGAGGCAGGCCAUAGACGUUUCCGCUGCUUUCACAGGCAUAGCGGCCGUCCUCGUCAUUCUUCGACUGUACACGCGGUUUUUCUUAAUAAGAUGUCCUGGUCUCGAGGAUUACAUGAUAACCAUCGCAAUGGCGUCUUCGAUCGGUCUAACCAUCUGCAUUGCUUUACAGGUCCAUUGGGGAAUGGGACAGCAUGUUACUGAGAUCGACCCGGACAACACUGUCAAAACUCUGAAAGCAUUCUGGGCUUCACUUAUCACAUAUAAUCUGGUCCUCACCACGACCAAGAUUUCUAUCUUACUACAAUAUCGAAGAGUCUUCACUACAAAAUGGGUUCAGAUCGCUUGCUGGGCCAACCUUGCCUUCGUAAUCGGCUUCAGUCUGUGGGCGAUGCUUGGGAGUAUAUUUGCAUGCGUUCCUGUGCAGGCAUUUUGGACAGAACAGCCAGGCGCGCGGUGCAUCAAUAAAUUCGCUAUGUUUUUCACCAACGCUGGAGUGAACAUCUUCCAGGACUUCCUGAUCUUCCUCCUACCCAUUCCAGUCGUACAGGGCCUAAACUUGAACAAGCGGCAGAAGAUAGCAUUGAUCGGCAUUUUCGCAGUCGGUGGCUUUGUAUGCAUUGUGUCAAUACUGCGAUUACAUUCUCUUGUCGCAAUUUCAGGAUCUCGGGAUCAGACUUACGACAACGCGCCUGCUGCAACAUGGAGCUCUGUGGAAGCCAACGUAGGGAUUAUCUGCUCUUGUCUACCGCUUAUGCGACCUCUCGCCACACGAUGGCUUCCAGGUGUCUUCUCGUCAAACAAGCGCAGCAUUCCAACAGGUGCACGCCCAUAUGCCACCAUCGGCACUUCUCGCACGAAGCGAAAUACGACCCGCAAUGAGUACGCGCUCGACUCUAGACCCCACUCGCGUCAGUCCGAUGCGGAUAUCCGUGAAAUAGUGGUCACAACAGACGUCCGAGUACAAGUAGAAGACGACGAGGGCAAUGUCAGUGGGUGGAGAACAGAUGUCUCGGGCAAAGAGUGGACGGAGAUUGCAAGCAGUAAAGACACCGAACGGGCAAACAGCAGUACGGACACGCUGGUCAAAGAACCU